ACCCUCACCACCAGCGUCAGAUAGAUUCUGCAUCUUCCGCCACUAACCAACAAAAGCUGAUCAAACGAGGAAACACCACCACUGUGUCUCCCUAGCCAAACUUCACCAGUUUUCAAGUGAUGAAAGCCCUCACCAGUUAUUGUUCUAAGACCACCGUUGAGAGUCUAGGAUCUCUGUCUCCCAGAGUUUCUAUUGGUGUUUCUGAUAGACGCGAGUUCUGUUUUUCCCUGCACUCUAGAAAUGAGAUAAAAGGAUGCAACUUUUGGGUCCUGAAAUUGGUCCAAAACAAGGGUACUUACCCUCUUCAUGCUGUGCCACCAAAAGACCAGGUGGAGUUGGAAACUGCAGAGCCUCAAGCUCAACAAAGUGAACAUACAGAUGAAACAAAGCUUUUUCGUGUAGCAUUUCAGUUACAAAAGAAUUGUAACUUCGGUGAACAGUUUCUAGUAGUUGGAGAUGAUCCUGUGCUUGGUUCAUGGGAUCCUUCAGAUGCAUUACCAAUGACAUGGUCCGAUGGACAUGUAUGGACUGUUGAGUUGGAUGUGCCUGCUGGAAAGUUAAUCCAGUACAAGUUUAUACUGAAAGGAAAAGGAGGUAAUAUUAUUUGGCAACCAGGCACAGAUCGAAUUAUCCACACUUGGGAAACUACGAACCGGAUAACUGUCUGUGAAGAUUGGGAGAAUGCCGAACUUCAGAAGAUUAUAGAGGAACCUCAGGUUGAUCAACUUCAGAAAAUAAUAGAGGAAGAUCAACUUGCUAAUUCAAAUGAGGAACCUCAAGUUAACUCAGAAGUGUCAACUUUUACUGAAAAUUUGGAUGGUGCUCAAGAGAGUCUGCAAAUCAAUGCAUCUGAAAUAUCAGGCAUUGAAAAUACCGGAACUCAUGUAGAGGAGAAAUCACUUACUGAACCAGUCCUGCAACAAAUCACUGGUGAUAGUAUUUCUUCCUCAUUGGAGAAGCCAAUGGCUAUUGUUGCAGAAAAUAUAGGUGCCUCAGAAUAUCUCAUCGAUGGUACAAGCCACAAAAAGAAUAUUAUUCAACAGAAUGAAAAAUCUGCAGAUAGUCUGGAAAAUGAUGAUAUAAUAUAUGAUUUUGGACACAACGGAAGUGCCACGUCAAUCGGGAAUCAGGAAAGGACAAAUUUUGAGAGCAACUUAUUUGAUUUUGAAGGAGGUCCUGUUCUUGUUCCUGGCUUGAUACAACCAACUGUGCCAAGUGAUGAAGAUGGCCAAGAUGAAGUUCAAGAAAUGACUACCAUGGACACUUCAGUUGGAGCUUUUGAAACUCAGGAUCAGAAUAUACCAGAGUUGAGUAAGGAGCAAGAAUCCGAUGAUGACACAGCCCAAGAGAUAAAUGCAACCAUGAAUAAUGAGCCAGAACUUCUUUACAAUGAAAAUGAAGAGCAGUCUCAAGAGAUGGAAGAUAGGUCAAACUACCAGCAAGUUGAUGAUAAUAAUCCCUUGCAAAAUGACAUCAAAUGGGGCCAGGAAACGGUAAAGAAAUUUCUAACAAAACUUGGAUUCCUUUGAUGCCAAACUUCACAGAACCACUGAAAGAAACUUCAUUGAAACUGAAUAGGAGCUCAAGAUGAUGGCUAUUGGUGAAGAUAAUGUUGUAUACUAUGUUGUUGUAUUACUUUAGACUUUCAUUCUUUCAGUUUUGGCCUCUUUUGUAAAGUAGUAGUAGCAGAUUGGCGAGCAAUAGAGAGCUUUGGUUAUGUAUAAGAUAAUUAUUUGCAACAUGUAUAUGUUAGUAAGUUAUAUGAAGUGCUUUUUUUUUUGUUUUACAUUUCAUUUGUUUGGUUUAAAAUUAGGACAAAAUAUACGUUUAGUCUUCACAUAAAUAUUUUGUUGCU
Messenger RNA from Abrus precatorius (Indian licorice), 1855 nucleotides. Its product is annotated as phosphoglucan, water dikinase, chloroplastic. NCBI's taxonomy places the organism in Eukaryota, Viridiplantae, Streptophyta, Magnoliopsida, Fabales, Fabaceae. Bases 120 to 1529 code for a protein of 469 amino acids. Gene Ontology annotation, cellular component: membrane. The transcript is spliced from 5 exons. Gene Ontology annotation, molecular function: starch binding. The record is from RefSeq and is a predicted model, not a curated record.